Molecule: messenger RNA, 1337 nt
Organism: Alligator sinensis (Chinese alligator)
Lineage: Eukaryota; Metazoa; Chordata; Crocodylia; Alligatoridae
Gene: BUB3
Product: BUB3, mitotic checkpoint protein
Exons: 7
Coding region: 1-981 (326 amino acids)
Biological process (GO): mitotic spindle assembly checkpoint signaling
Cellular component (GO): mitotic checkpoint complex; bub1-bub3 complex; kinetochore
Molecular function (GO): ubiquitin binding
Source: RefSeq, a predicted model, not a curated record
AUGACUGGAUCAAAUGAAUUUAAAUUAAACCAGCCUCCAGAAGAUGGUAUUUCAUCAGUGAAGUUUAGUCCAAACACAUCUCAGUUUCUGCUCGUUUCAUCAUGGGAUACUUCGGUCCGUCUCUACGAUGUGCCUGCCAAUACUAUGAGACUCAAAUAUCAACAUUCAGGAGCUGUUCUUGACUGUGCUUUUUAUGAUCCUACACAUGCCUGGAGUGGAGGAUUAGAUCAGCAGUUGAAAAUGCAUGACUUGAACACAGAUCAAGAAAACCUUGUUGGCACCCAUGAUGCUCCUAUCAGAUGUGUCGAAUAUUGUCCAGAGGUGAAUGUAAUGGUGACUGGAAGUUGGGAUCAGACAGUUAAAUUGUGGGAUCCCAGGACUCCUUGUAAUGCAGGAACCUUCUCUCAACCCGAGAAGGUGUAUACGCUCUCUGUAUCUGGAGAUAGACUAAUUGUGGGGACUGCAGGUCGGAGAGUCUUGGUCUGGGAUCUACGGAAUAUGGGUUAUGUCCAGCAGAGAAGAGAGUCAAGUUUGAAGUAUCAGACCCGUUGCAUCAGAGCAUUUCCAAACAAACAGGGUUAUGUUUUAAGCUCUAUUGAAGGUCGUGUUGCAGUAGAGUACUUGGAUCCAAGUCCAGAAAUACAGAAGAAGAAAUAUGCAUUCAAGUGUCACAGAUUGAAGGAGAAUAAUAUUGAGCAGAUUUAUCCAGUUAAUGCUAUUUCUUUCCACAACAUCCACAACACGUUUGCUACAGGUGGUUCUGAUGGAUUUGUAAACAUUUGGGAUCCGUUUAAUAAAAAGCGACUAUGUCAGUUCCAUCGGUAUCCCACAAGCAUAGCAUCACUUGCCUUCAGUAACGAUGGAACCACCCUUGCAAUAGCAUCCUCAUACAUGUAUGAAAUGGAUGACAUUGAACAUCCUGAAGAUGGUAUCUUCAUUCGCCAAGUGACAGAUGCAGAAACAAAACCCAAGUCUACUUAAAAAUCUGGCAGGAAGCUUCAGCUCUUCUUUAUGAAAGGCUUGUUUACCUGCUCCUAACAAGACUAGCCUGUAAUGGUGAUUAAAAGAUAGAAGUGGAAAGAACAUUUUUUUUGUAUUGAUUUGCCUUUUAACUAAGAAACUUGUGUCUUUCUGUACCUUUUGUAUACUUCACUCUAGUGUUGUUUCUUUUUUUUUAUUUAGAGCAUCAGUUCAUCCAUGCUUUGUUUAACUGCAGUCUUAAAAGUAAAAUGAGUCUUUCCUGUAAGCAAACUGUGUUAAAAUCACUUACUGCAUUUUUGUUCUGGAAGUUUCCGGUAGUUUCAGAACUGCUCAAUAAAUCACGUUGAAAACCUUAA